Letharia columbiana is the source of this 423-nucleotide messenger RNA. RefSeq lists its product as uncharacterized. The record is from RefSeq and is a predicted model, not a curated record. The transcript has a single exon. Bases 1 to 423 code for a protein of 140 amino acids. NCBI's taxonomy places the organism in Eukaryota, Fungi, Ascomycota, Lecanoromycetes, Lecanorales, Parmeliaceae.
AUGCUCAGCAUGACAACUGCCAAUCCCAUGACAAGCUUUGCGGGCCACAACAAUCAAGACUUUCAGUUAGGGUCGAACCUGGGACACGUCCACGUCAGGGUUGGGAGUCAGCCAGGAGGUUCGUCAACCCUUUUCGAUACUGCUAGUUAUACAGCUGGUGAAGAUGCUACAAUUGCUAACAGCACGUGGGGAUCUAGAUCGAACACCUCCGACCUCUCGAUUCCACAACAAACACUUCGAGGUGCCCCGCAACCCCAGCUCUGUCUUCACUGGACGAGAAGAAAUAGGCAAAUGACUACAAAGUCACUGUCUACCGUCCACCACCCUGAACUUGCAGCAACAACAGAAGAGAUUUGUCAUUUACGGGCUGGGUGGAUCAGGCAAGACGCAGGUAUGCCUCAAAUUUGCGGAAGAUUAUCGUGA